AACAUGCACUCAUUCUCCUGCCUGCCGCUGACAGAAACAUGGCGGGGGCCAGCAAGUUUUUGACAGCGAGAAAUUCUUCCAUAGCUACAGCCGUCCUCAUCGCACUUUACUUUCUGAAGCGUCGCCGUAACGCUGCUUUUUCCAAAAGCAAGAAAGGUGGAUCAGACUCAUCCAUCUUAAAUAAUGAUAAAGAUGGCAAGAAAGAAAAGGCUGUUGUGGACAGGGUAUUCUUUGCAAGAAUCUGGAGAAUCAUGAAGAUUAUGGUUCCUCGUACAUGCUGUAAAGAGACAGGUUACCUGCUGCUUAUUGCAGCUAUGCUUGUUGCACGAACAUAUUGUGAUGUUUGGAUGAUACAGAAUGGGACCAUGAUUGAAAGUGCAAUUAUUGGUCGUACAACGAAAGAUUUCAAGAAAUAUUUAUUCAACUUUAUUGCUGUUAUGCCAGUUAUAUCCUUGGUAAAUAAUUUUUUAAAGCUUGGCCUAAAUGAAUUAAAGCUGCGAUUUCGUGUUAGGCUCACCAGACACCUUUAUGAUGAGUACUUAAAAGGCUACACCUACUAUAAAAUGGGAAACCUGGAUAACAGAAUAGCAAAUGCUGACCAGCUUCUCACCCAAGAUGUGGAAAAAUUUUGUAACAGCGUUGUAGAUUUAUAUUCAAAUCUGAGCAAGCCUCUUCUUGAUAUUUGCUUAUAUAUAUUCAAACUUGCUAGUGCAAUUGGUGCCCAGGGGCCUGCCAGUAUGAUGGCAUAUCUGAUCAUUUCAGGAUUAAUCCUGACAAGAUUAAGAAGACCCAUUGGAAAAAUGACAGUAACUGAACAAAGAUAUGAAGGGGAAUACAGAUAUGUAAACUCACGUCUCAUAACCAAUAGUGAGGAGAUUGCUUUUUAUAAUGGAAAUGCAAGAGAAAAACAAACAAUUUAUUCUACUUUUAAGAAACUGGUUGACCACUUGCACAAUUUUAUCUUCUUUCGGUUCUCUAUGGGUUUUGUGGAUAGUAUAAUUGCCAAAUACCUUGCCACAGUUGUUGGUUACCUGGUGGUUAGCCGUCCAUUCCUAAAUUUAUCACAUCCAAGACAUUUGACGAGUACACACUCAGAACUACUUGAGGAUUACUAUCAGAGUGGCCGUAUGCUACUUCGUAUGUCCCAGGCUCUUGGAAGAAUUGUACUGGCUGGAAGGGAAAUGACAAGGCUCUCUGGGUUUACUGCUCGCAUCACAGAACUGAUGCAGGUGUUGAAAGACCUUAACACUGGCAAAUAUGAGCGCACUAUGGUUUCCAAUCAAGAUAAAGGUUCUGAAGUGUUGAAUUCAGUUCCUUUGAUCCCAGGCAGUGGAGAAAUUAUUAAAGCUGACAAAAUUAUCAAGUUUGACCACACACCUUUAGUAACUCCUAAUGGUGAUGUUCUCAUUCAAGAUCUCUCUUUUGAGGUGAAAUCUGGCACAAAUGUUCUAAUUUGUGGCCCCAAUGGUUGUGGAAAGAGCUCACUUUUCCGUAUUCUUGGGGAGCUGUGGCCUUUGUUUGGUGGACACCUAACAAAACCAGAAAGAGGGAAGCUUUUUUAUGUACCACAGAGACCAUAUAUGACACUAGGUACGCUACGAGAUCAGGUCAUUUACCCAGACACCAUAGAAGAUCAGAAGCAGAAAGGAAUCUCUGAUCAGGUGCUUAAAGAGUAUCUGGAUAAUGUCCAGUUAGGCCACAUCCUAGAUCGGGAAGGAAGCUGGGAUACGGUUCAAGACUGGAUGGAUGUCCUCAGUGGAGGAGAGAAACAAAGGAUGGCUAUGGCAAGACUGUUUUACCACAAACCACAAUUUGCCAUCUUGGAUGAAUGUACUAGUGCAGUAAGUGUUGAUGUUGAAGAUUACAUCUACAGUCACUGUAGAAAGGUUGGAAUAACAUUGUUUACAGUGUCUCAUAGAAAGUCAUUAUGGAAACAUCAUGAGUUCUACCUGCACAUGGAUGGAAGAGGAAAUUACGAGUUCAAGCAAAUUACUGAAGACACAGUAGAGUUUGGAUCUUAAAAUCUCUCCCAUAGGUCAUGAUGUUUUGUUAUCAAAAUCAACUAAAUCCUGCACUAAAGUUGUAAAUUAAAAUAAGUUACUUUUUUAAUUAGUGAAAAUGUCUGUUUAGAUGCUACUGUAUUUAAAAUAAUCUAUAAUGUUUAGAUAAUUACUGUAUAUUUGGAAUUUAUAUUAUCUGUUCCAUAUUUUUAUGUUCCAGCUAAUUCACUGGAGCUUAAAAAAACAGUAUGGCACAUUGACCUUAACUAAUUAUAGCAGUAAUCUUGUCCGUAUCAUGCUAAAUCUAUUUAACGGUUUUCCUGUAAUAGUGUUUUAUAUGAAAUGAACAGGACCUAAAAUACUUUCUGUAAAGAAACAAAAUGCCAUGCCACUGUUUCCAUCCCCUCUUCUAUUGUGCACGUUUGUUAAUUUUCAAUUAACAGAAAAAUCACUGAAAUGAAAUGACCCUUUAUCUUCUCAUCUUUAAACUGAUCAUAUCCAUUUUACAAUAAAAUUUAUUUCAGUUUUUUUGAAAA
Polypterus senegalus (gray bichir) is the source of this 2536-nucleotide messenger RNA. RefSeq names its product ATP-binding cassette sub-family D member 3. Gene Ontology annotation, cellular component: peroxisomal membrane; peroxisome. Lineage: Eukaryota; Metazoa; Chordata; Cladistia; Polypteriformes; Polypteridae. Bases 39 to 2021 code for a protein of 660 amino acids. The record is from RefSeq and is a predicted model, not a curated record. Gene Ontology annotation, biological process: long-chain fatty acid import into peroxisome; peroxisome organization; very long-chain fatty acid catabolic process. Gene Ontology annotation, molecular function: ATP hydrolysis activity; ABC-type transporter activity; ATP binding. The transcript is spliced from 23 exons.